Malaclemys terrapin pileata is the source of this 3712-nucleotide messenger RNA. It is a transcript of the gene RGSL1, whose product is annotated as regulator of G protein signaling like 1. NCBI's taxonomy places the organism in Eukaryota, Metazoa, Chordata, Testudines, Emydidae. The record is from RefSeq and is a predicted model, not a curated record.
AUGGUCUGGCUUGGCAGUAACAGCAAAGAUCUCAAGGACAGGGGAAAUUCUUCUCCCACCCUAGCAACGAUAGCCUCCACGGAGCUGGUGGUUCUGCUGGAAGAUGAAGUCUUUGUAGAUUUUUUCAACACAUUCCUGAAUCUCCCCGUCUUUGGCCAGACACCAAUUUACAUGGCCAACAUUUGCCAGUGGUUCCUGUGGCCAGAGUUACCAUGCUACCUGGUGCCAAAGUACAAAGGCUUAUUGACCUGGAUGGAAAAGUACCGGCUGCCGCACUUCUGUAAAACCAACUUGUGUUUUCAUUACAUUCUCUGUCAGGAGCUUCUCAGUUUCAUUAGAUCCAAGGAGGCAGCAGAGAUGCUGAAAUGGAAGAGUGCAGAUCAAUGGCUGCUCGAAAAGUGCAUUAGCGGUAGCAGGGGAAUGUGGCGCUUUCGUUCUUUUAUCCAAGGAAUGGCAGGUGAGCACAGAGAGCUUCCUUCAUACUGCCCCCUACUUCCCUAUGUAUCCAUAGUUUGUGCAGAGUGGCAAUCCCUGCAUCUGGACAUUGGGAUAUGUAACGGGGAAGAGCUGACAAAGUUCUGGCUUGCUGCAGAAAGGAUCUUGGAGAUUGAUGAGUCAGAUGUUGCCCAGCGAGAUCUCUACCUGUCACUGCUCCAAGUGCUGAGGGCCACUCAUUUGCAGGAGGGCUCCACAGUAGUCACCCUCUGCAGCAUGAGCAUUGAGUCUCUGUUGAAGAUCUCAGGCUGGCACCCUCAGCACAUCAGCACCAGGAGGGAGCUCCUGAGCGAGAUGCAGAAAGUAGCCCUGUUUAAGAUCCAAAGUUAUUGGCUCCCUAACUUCUUCAUUCAUUGCAAGCUGAACAUGGAGAAGGAGGAGGCCUGCCAGCCUCUGCUGUGGGAAUACCAAGAGCGUUUAUUACAGGUGGGCUCAAAGGAGAAGGCAGUGUCUCCAGCACCCACAAUGAGUAUCAGGAACAGCCGGGCUACGUCAGAGCCGUACUCCAGUAAAAAAGCCAAGGAGCAGAUCUGGGAUCUCGUAACUUGUGGAAGACAACCUAAAGAAACAGAGAAACACAGGAGACCUGGGCUGCAGCCUGAGGGGCAGCCAAGCUCAGACUGGAGUGCAAGUAGUCUGACAGACACGAAGCAACCACCUCCUAAAGAGGAUGCCCUGGGAAAGACUUCUGUGUGGGCACAACAUCCAGAAAGGGGUGUUAAAGAUAUGGAAAAGGCCACUUCUUUCAAAACACCCAGCCCUAACGCCCAGUUGCCUCUUCAACUGGAGGAGAUUGGCAAAAGGAGAAGCCUCUCUGAUCUACGUACUUCUACACCCAUUGCCCAGCUGCCUUCACUGCUAGCCCUGAAAAAGAUUGUCAAACCCUCUUCUUCUUUGGAUUUCCUUCCUUGGGCACUUAAUGCCGACAGCUGCGCUGGCCGCCCCUUCAGGAAGUUCUUGAGGAGCAAGAACUAUGCUGUGGAGACUCAUCUUUUGGAUCUGUGGCAUGAUCUGGAGGAUUUUCUGUGCAUGGUGCUGAGCUCCAGCAAAGGCGGCAGCUUCCUCCUGCGCCAUUUGAUGGGUGAAAGGAUAUGUGAGAUCUAUUUAACAGAAAGCAACCACCAGCACCUUCCCCUGAAGCCGAACACUCUCAGGAACCUGCAAGAUCUUCUGCCGUCUGGAGAGGUCAUUCCUUGGAUAUUAAAAGCACAGGAAGAGAUUUGCAAGAUACUCAGCUUCUUCUACAACGACUUUCUUGCUGAUGAUGAUGAAACGUUUCUUCGUUUUGUGUCUCAGAGGAGCAAGGUCCAGAAGCCUGUGGGAAAAGAGGAGACUUAUGGAAAAGAUGAACACCUUCUGCUGGCCAAGAGGAUAAACGAAUCCCUGACUCUGAGCCAAGCCUUAUAUGGAGUGAGGGACUUCGAGACACUCUCAGAGGAGCACUGGAGAUUCAUAGCCACUCAGGAUCUCACAAAAGGGGGAUCGAUUCAGGUUGAACUGGAGCCUGUUGUGCGCAAGACAGACUUCAGGAGCAUGACAUUCGAGGAGCUGACCCUCAGGAAUCCUUCAAUGGCUGUAGAGGUGUUAAGUGAGGACUAUGAGCUCUUCUGCAGCAUGUUUCCCUCCCUUGCGUUCGAUCUUGAAUACGAAGAGAGGAAGUGUGUUCGCCUGAGCAAGACAAGUCUGUCCCUCAUGAGGAGGGAGACCCUCAUGUUAAGGAAGCCCUCUCUAAGACCCAGGUAUCUCAUGGAAGUGUUGCACAACCCCGUCCACCUGGAGUUUUUCAGGCAAUUCCUCAAACAACAUAACGCCGAAGCCCCACUGCUCUUCUGGCAGGCGGUGGAGAAGCUCAACACCGAGUCCAACCCCAAAGCUCAGAGAGCUUUGAUCAACAGUAUCCUCAAGAAUUUCUUCCACAACAAAGUGCCUGCUGAGGAACUGCUGCAAUGCCAAGCUUCCAUCAUCAGAGAUAUACCCAAGGCUGGCCUGGUCACCAGCUCCAUGCUAUUCACAGCACAGAGCUUUGUCCUGAAAGCAAUGGAAGAGAAAUGGUUUAAGAUGUACCAAGAUUUGUACCCUGGGAGCGCUAUUUUUGACACUCACUUCGUCACGAGGCAGGGAAGGGGAUCCUUCAUAAAGGAUAAGCUGAAGAGAGUGUGGUUCGUGCUCCAGGCUUUCAUCAGGAGCAUCUGCAAGUUCCGGAGGGAGAUGAACAAUCGGCAAUCCCGCAAAGACUUUGAGGACUUUCUCCGGAGGGAGCUCGUAAAUCAAAAAGAAAACUUGCCCAGUAGCUCCAUGCGCAGUACCAUUGCCAUGGCUAGCCCCCGCCAGGCCGUGCCGACUGCCAGCACGGGAGAGGAUGUGGAGGUGAUACAGGUGAAGCGCCGGCUCUUUAAUCAGCGGCACAUUUCCAUCAACUUCCUGGUCAACGACCUCAGUUUUUACCUGGAGAUUGAGAAGUUUUGUCACCUGGCUGAUUCAGCUGCAGUGCUCGCAGCCUGCGGGAUGUACACCGAGAGGGACGUCACCUUUCUUAAGACCAAAGUGGCCACAAUCACCAAACUCUUCCUGAACUCCGAAGUCGCUCCUAAACUGCGGGUGAACAUUUCUGAGGGCCAGAAAGAUUUAAUCCGGAAUUUAGUUUCCAAAGGAGUCCUGGAUCGCAGCCUCUAUCACGUGGCCUUGCUGAACGUCUUCCCGGUUCUGAUACACUUCUGGAAAAGAUACUGUAACUGGAAGGCAAUGGAAUCUUUCCGCAGGUACCCGAAGAUAAAAAAAAAUCUCUCUCCACUCCCUGCUAAGGCAUCACCUAUAACAUCCAGUAUCUUCAGUGGGGAGGACUAUCCAAUCAUUAGGUUCACGCUGCUCAAGGGGAUCCAGCUGCUGCUGCCUCAGCCUCGGGAGGAAGUGGAUUCUUCUACAGAGCAAAAGUCAUCAUCUGAAAGCCUCAACUGGAAAAAGCCUCCAUCUGGCAUCUGCGUGACCCAACAGAUCGGGUAGGUAAUGACUGGGAAACCUCAUCUCCUUCCGUCCAGACCCAGUACGAGUGCCUAGCAUGAUUUCCCAUCUCAUUCGCUUCCUAGGCUGAGUACAAAUUGUGUGGGCAUGCCAACUCCCUGUCCCCCCAACCUACCCCAGGCACAAUGAAGAGUGGGGAACGUAACCCCAGCUAGGGGUGGAUGGGAUUGUUGGCUUCUCAGCUUUGUUGCAAUUCCAG